GCCGCGUGCCGCUCAAAGCAGGCCAAAGCCAGCGGCGGCGCGCCAUGCGCGGGCCAGCCAGCCGGCUGCCCUGGAGCAGCCCGCCAGUACGCUGCGCUUCGACAGCGGUGCCAGGCCCUCACGGCUCCCUAUGAGUGCGCAGCUGCGGCGCCGGACGGCACCUGUGCGUGGCACGCCGGCGACACAGGUGCCGGCGACGCAGGCGGAUUCGUCAGCGGCUCUUGCCAGGCGACCGAACAGGCGUGGUUUGAUCUCAUCGCAGGGCCCGGCAGUGCUGCAGCGGCAGCGCACGCGCUGUGCUCAGCCAAGAACACCUCGGGCGAGUGCUCGGCCGCUGGCACCGUCACCCUCAGCGCGCCGGCGGCUGAGCGCUACCUGUCAGCCCCAAGCGCCGGCGCACGCGCCGCAACGACAGCGGCGCUGGUGCCCGUGCCCGCACCUGCGCGGCGCAAAGGCCCCGCAUCCAAGACAUCGACCGGCGCGCAACCGCAGCAGCAGCAGCUCGCAGCCAGCAGGCGUGCCAGCCCAGAACUCGAGCCGUCGCGGCUGCCGGCGCCAGUGACCACGUUCCUUGUCAUGGGGCGGUUUGAUGACGUGUCAUCCAUUAGUAACCUGCUGGAGGAUGGAGCGUCGACCAAAGCCGGUGCCACAGGCGCUGCAGACGCGUCUGAUGCGCUCAGCUUGAUUGAACUCUCCUCGAAAAGUGGGCAGUCGCAGAGCGAUCCCACUGCACGCGCAGGCAGCGGCCGUACCGGCGCCGGCAGCAGCGCCGGAAGGCCGCGGGCGGCGGUUCUGGCAGCGGCUGUGGCAGCUGUGGCGGCGGUGCUGCUCGCUUGA
Messenger RNA from Monoraphidium neglectum, 837 nucleotides. RefSeq lists its product as hypothetical. The annotation marks the transcript as partial. The record is from RefSeq and is a predicted model, not a curated record. NCBI's taxonomy places the organism in Eukaryota, Viridiplantae, Chlorophyta, Chlorophyceae, Sphaeropleales, Selenastraceae. The transcript has a single exon.